AUGGGUUCCUCAUUUCAGUCACCGCGCGCUAUCGGGGCGCCCAAGAUACCAUACUACACGCCCGUCAACAACCCCGGUGCAGCUGUUAACCCAGGCCCCGAAACCCCCACCCUUUUCCGACCGCUCUGCAUCCGCGAUGUCACCCUCAAGAACCGUAUCAUCGUCGCGCCAAUGUGCAUGUUCUCUUCUGAGCAUGAACCCAGCUCCCCCUAUGUCGGGGCACUCACGGAUUUCCACAUCGCACACUUGGGCCAUCUUGCAACCAAGGGCGUGGGCCUCGUGAUGAUUGAGGCGACGGCCGUGCAGCCCAACGGUCGGAUUUCUCCCAACGACUCCGGUCUUUGGCAGGAGGGAACAGAGUCUGGUCAGUUCAAGGCCCUGCGUCGGGUAGUGAAUAUUGUUCAUAGCCAGGGAGCCAAGGUCGGCAUCCAACUUGCCCAUGCCGGUCGCAAAGGGAGCGUGGUCACUCCCUGGUUGGGUGAGCGCGGCAUCCCUAUCAAGGCUGACGAGAGCGUUGGAGGUUGGCCUGCAGACGUGGUGGCUCCUACUGGUGGCGAGAAAUAUAAAUGGGCACCAGGGGAGACUAAAUACUGGGCGCCAAGAGAUCUGAGUAUUGCCGAGAUUCGAGAGGUUGUCACCGCGUUUGCCAGAAGUGCGAGGACAGCCGUGACAGCCGGCGUGGAUAUCAUCGAAAUACAUGGCGCGCAUGGCUAUCUACUGCACGAAUUCCUCAGCCCGAUAACGAACCGGCGAGUAGAUCAGUACGGUGGGAGCUUCGAGAACAGGUGCCGGAUUGUGCAGGAGGUAACGACUGCUAUUCGCGCCUCAAUACCGAAUGGUGUACCACUUUUCCUUCGUAUCAGUGGCACCGAAUGGCUUGACGGCGCCUCCUGUGCGAUAGAGAGUGGCAGCUGGGAUCUGUCGUCCUCAAUUCAGCUUGCCACGCGUCUGCCGGAGUUUGGGGUGGAUCUGGUCGACGUGAGCUCUGGUGGCAAUCACAGAGAGCAAAGCAUCCAACCCCACAGUACCUACCAGGUAGACCUUGCAGGGAAAAUUCGCAAGGCGAUCCAUGCGGCCGGGCAGCAUACCUUGGUGGGUGCCGUUGGGUUGAUUCGGGACCCUGAAGCGGCCCGUGAUAUAGUUCAAGGCGCAGACGAAGACGUGCCCAGUCAGCAACAACCGAAAGCAGAUGUCGUAUUGAUAGCUCGCCAGUUCCUGCGGGAACCAAAUUGGGUCUUCACAGCGGCAAAGAAGCUGAAUGUACCCGUGUCACUCACGUAUCAGUUCGGCAGAGGGCUACUUUGA
Molecule: messenger RNA, 1305 nt
Organism: Aspergillus welwitschiae
Lineage: Eukaryota; Fungi; Ascomycota; Eurotiomycetes; Eurotiales; Aspergillaceae
Product: NADH:flavin oxidoreductase/NADH oxidase
Exons: 1
Coding region: 1-1305 (434 amino acids)
Cellular component (GO): intracellular anatomical structure
Molecular function (GO): FMN binding; NADPH dehydrogenase activity; NADP binding
Source: RefSeq, a predicted model, not a curated record